UCCCGCCGCCAGAGCCAGCUUGCUGCACAGACGACUCAGGCGGCCGCCGACUCACUGAGGAGGGAAAGAGCCCCGUCUCUCACUGAGCCAGCGCUGGUUGGAGCUGCGCGACGCUGCGAAGAGUCAUGGAUGCAGUUAUUUUGUACAAGGAAAUCCUCCUGCAGUAUUUAAACAAAGCAAGAAGUGCUGUAAAUGGAAAGUGUGCUGGGAUUGAACCAUGGCAACUCAUAGCAUCGACGGUUGCUGCUACCCUGCUGGUGGUAUGGCUUCAUACAUUUAUCUUCCAACCAGAGAGUUUAAAGUCACGAGCUAAAAAACGGUUCUUCAGAGUGUUACGAAAAUUGCCAAUUAUUGGCACUGUGAUAAAGAAUUAUUUUAACAAGGCUUUGGAUGACGUGAAGUCUAAUUUGUCUUUUCUGCAAGAUGGAAAGCCCUAUAUCAAAAUGCUGCCUGCCAAAGGCCUGAGCCAGCCAGAAGUGUUAGAGAAGUUGAAAGAUUACAGCUCAAUGGGAAAAGUACGCUGGGAAGAUGGCACGGUUUCAGGAACAGUUUACAGCGGGGAAGAAAAACUCACUAAACUACUAGUGAAGGUUUAUGAGGAAUUUGCAUGGAGUAACCCUCUACAUCCAGAUAUAUUCCCAGGUGUGAGAAAAAUGGAAGCAGAAGUAAUAAGAAUGACUUGCAACCUCUUCCAUGGUGGACCCAAUUCUUGUGGAGCAAUGACCUCUGGUGGAACUGAGAGUAUCCUGAUGGCCUGUAAAGCCUACAGGAAUCUGGCUUAUGAAAAAGGAAUCAAGUACCCAGAAAUAUUGGCUCCACUGAGUGUCCAUGCAGCUUUUAACAAAGCCGCUGAUUAUUUUGGGAUGAAGAUAGUGCUCAUUCCAUUGGCCCAGAAUAUGCAAGUGGAUCUGAAGGCAAUGAAGAGAGCGAUUUCCAGGAAUACAGCAAUGCUAGUCUGCUCAGCCCCCGAUUUCCCUCAUGGGAUAAUAGACCCAAUUGAGGAGGUGGCAGAGCUUGCAGUGAAAUACAAGAUUCCCUUCCACGUGGAUUCCUGUCUAGGAGGUUUUCUCAUUCCCUUUAUGGAGAAGGCAGGUUUCCCUCUUCAACGUCGGUUUGACUUCCUAGUGAAUGGUGUCACCAGCAUUUCUGCAGAUACCCACAAAUAUGGUUAUGCUCCAAAGGGCUCCUCAGUGAUAAUGUACAGUGACCAAAAAUACCGGAGCUACCAAUUUUUUGUGGAUCCUGACUGGCAAGGAGGAAUCUACGCCUCCCCUACUGUGGCUGGCUCCAGGCCUGGUGGCAUCAUUGCAGCUUGCUGGGCAACUAUGAUGUACAUGGGAGAAGAUGGCUAUGUGGAAGCCACCAGGAAGAUAAUUUCAACUACACGGUUCAUUGAGUCAGAGUUGCGGAAAACUGACCACAUCUUCAUCCUUGGAAAACCUGAGGUAUCUGUGAUCGCUAUUGGGUCUGACACAUUUGACAUAUAUCGGUUAUCAAAUAUAUUAUCAUCUAAAGGAUGGAAUUUAAGUAUUCUGCAGUAUCCUUCAAGUAUCCAUAUUUCCCUAACAUUAUUGCAUACAAAACCUGGGGUGGCAGAACGAUUCGUGAAAGACAUCCAAGAGGCCGUCUCUGAGAUCAUGAAGGAUCCUAAAGCCAAGACCACUGGUGUGGGCGCUAUCUAUGGUAUGGCACAAGCUAUCCCAGACAGAAACCUGGUAGCAGAGAUUUCUCAUGUUUACUUGGAUGCCUUGUACAACACCGACUCCCAUCUUUCUACUGACACACCCCUGAAUGGGUCUCCAGGACACCACUAAUUCUGUAAUAAGUUUGUGCCUUCUAGCAACUAGUGGAUGGAAUUGUAAAGAUUUCUGAGGAAAGAGAAUGUCCUUUAGUAGUUGUUCUUCCUGCAGGGCAGAUGGCAGCUCAGUCAUCUCCCUCUGUCUUAAAGUGGCACAGACGUCACACAAGGGUUUUUCUUUUACGUUGGUUCUUCGUUAUGAAUUCUCACAACUAACAGAAAUUUAAUACUAAUUUUGUAUUUUUUUCAGGUUAGUGCACUGACAUAGACCUGAAAUAGCCAUAUUCACAGCAAGUUUGUUCUGUAGUCCCUCAUAAUUCAGGUGUUUGUUUGAAAUCUGUUUAUUCCUUAUCACUGUUUCUUUGAAUUGAUCCUGUAGUUCAUUCUGUCUCUUGUUUAUUUGUUUUAAUGUUGAAUGCUCAACCAUUGAAAACUCACAGAGAAGUUGGAAUAGUUUUUCAGAUCAGAGUGUAGAAACCUGUUCAAACACUUGAUUGAAGAAUCAGGGCUACCUUUCCCCACUCUCACUGGUUUUAUUUCCAGUGUCCAGCCUAUAGUCUCACUGCUUUCUCGGAAGUUUUUUAUAGUAUCACCUCCAAUCUUGUUGAGCAGAGCCUGUCCUUGGAGAGGGUUGAGAGUAAAAUGGUUAUUCAUUCUCUAGCAUUACAAUUUGAAGGGGUACUAACUUCAUAUGCUGCAGGCAGCAUACUUGGAAAGCUAAUUGUGGUUCCUUGGUGCCAGCAUCAUAUCUGGAAUCACCCAAAUACUAGAGCUACUCUGGCUCUGUAGCUGGGAGCUGUUGUAGACACGUCACCACGGUUAACUUUCUGCUUGCCCCUUUUAGUGCAAAAUCAACAUCUUUAUGUAGUAAUGUCUCUACUAUGUUGUUUUUUUUGUCCUCGCUGUUAGUCGUGUUUUCAAAAGGGAACUCACAGGUUGCCUUAAUGCUGAUAGGAUUCCUUCUGGGAUGCCAAAGAUCAGCUGUUGACUGAUGAUAAAAUUAUUGAUGGUACUACACUGAAAAUAUCUUCAGUGGCAGAAUAGCCUCAGGUACAAUACACUCCAUUCAUCGUUGUCUGAGCCAGACCUUUUUAUGGGCUUGCUAUGAGGAAAGGUCUUAGUAAACCCUAAGUCCAUGUGUGUGGGGAGGGGUGGGGGUUGGGGUUCAGUUUGCAGCUGCUUUCCUAGAAACAAGAUAAGACUUUGGUUUCCCCCCCCCCAAGUAUUGAAGUGAGAGUGGAGUGUAGUUUCAAGCCAGAUCAUAACCUGUCUCUGAAUACCACUAGAUUUCACUUAUUACUUGAUCUAAGUGUAGUAAGGGAUAUCCACAAUUAAAGGAAGUAUGAUUGCACGUUCCUGCAAAUGCUUUGAGCUUGAUGGAUUCAGGAAAGAUGGAAUAUUGACCUGCACUAGUCUAAAUACUGGAAAUGUUUAGUUAUAACAUUUGUCUUGAACAUGGUGAAGGGAAAGCAAUGUAAAGGCUAUUGAAUGAAAACAAACUUUCAAAAGGAGCGUGUAUGUAAAUUUCUGUAUUUUCUCCCCUUCCCCCUUACAACAUUGUUUGUAAAAGGGAAACGUCGUCUUCUGUAUAACUGAUCCAAAAGUAAGUGGGGUCAACAAAUUGUACAAGUAUUUUUACUAAAAUUCUCAAUUGUGCUUACUAGUCAAAUCAAAGAGUCACAACUCUGUUGCGAUAUUAUUUAAAGAAAGCUUUAAGACCAAA
Messenger RNA from Eublepharis macularius, 3521 nucleotides. It is a transcript of the gene SGPL1, whose product is annotated as sphingosine-1-phosphate lyase 1. Lineage: Eukaryota; Metazoa; Chordata; Lepidosauria; Squamata; Eublepharidae. Gene Ontology annotation, cellular component: endoplasmic reticulum. Gene Ontology annotation, molecular function: pyridoxal phosphate binding; sphinganine-1-phosphate aldolase activity. Gene Ontology annotation, biological process: sphingolipid catabolic process; carboxylic acid metabolic process. The record is from RefSeq and is a predicted model, not a curated record. The transcript has 14 exons. Bases 126 to 1814 code for a protein of 562 amino acids.